Messenger RNA from Solanum tuberosum (potato), 1113 nucleotides. RefSeq names its product F-box protein At4g00893-like. The transcript has a single exon. Gene Ontology annotation, molecular function: protein binding. The coding region runs from base 1 to 1113 and encodes 370 amino acids. Lineage: Eukaryota; Viridiplantae; Streptophyta; Magnoliopsida; Solanales; Solanaceae. The record is from RefSeq and is a predicted model, not a curated record.
AUGGAGGAUGCAUUGUGGUCUUGUAUUCCAUCGGACAUAGUAGGAUUAAUAUCAUCACGUCUCGUUGCCGCAGAAUACUUUAUUUUUCGUGCAGUUUGUAAAAGAUGGCGCUACGCACCCAUGAUACCUCCACCUCGUCCUUGUCAACCAGAAAAAUCGCCUUGUUUGAUCACCUUGCGUGGAAAUACCGGAAUUGUAGAAUUCUUUCAUCCCGUGUACAAUGUUGUGACGACUACGUCUAUCCCGAUCUUAAAAUUAAGGGGUUCCCGAAUUCGAAGUUCAAAAGCUAAUUGGUUACUCAUGAGUCAGGGUAACCGCGGCAUGUUUUUUUUCAAUCCUAUUAGUAAUGACAUAAUUGAACUCCCUGAUCUACAACAACAGAAUGAGAAUUCUUUCUCUUCUUGGACUUUUUCAUGCCCUCCCGACUCAUUGUCAUCUGCUUGCUUUGUUGUUGGUUUUCAGUAUAUUGGUAAUCCCCCAAUAGUAUACAUCAUCAAGGUUGGAGACAAUACAUGGACAUAUUAUAACUUCUACGAUGACUAUGACGAUGACUAUAACCUAUAUUUUAGUUCAACCGGAUGUAAUAACCCCAUAUUUUUCAACAACAAUACUAUCUACGUACUGGGAGAUAAAGGAAAUUUGGGAAUACUAACCAUCAACGAAAACUCAAUUCCUAGUUGGGAAUUUUAUGGGAGCUACUUUAGGAGUCGAAAACAAAAGUCAAUCCGACAAGUUUACACGGUAGAAGAUGUCGACAAUGAAGGAAUGUUAGCUGUUUUUCUAUCUCACCAUGAAGGGGAUGUAGUAGAGGUUUGGAAGUACAAAAUGAAUGGAAAAGUGUUGGAGAGGGAAAUAAUAACAAGUUUAGACGAUAAUAAAACAUUGUUUGUGAGCUCUGGAGGAUCAUGCUUGAAAACAUGUGUUGCACCUGGCCUACGAAACAAGAUAUAUUUUCCAAUGUUUCACAACAACAACAAAGGUGUUUUCUAUUGUUUGGUCAAUCGCAAAUAUUAUUCUUUCGAUUACUUUGGCCUUAAACCUUAUUCAAGUCCAAAUAUUUUCCACUUAGUUCGACCAAGAUCAUGCAUAUGGAUCGAAUCAGAGAAUGAUUAA